UGGUGAUCAGACUAGACGUUAUCACUGAGUCUGGAGAACAAAGCAACAAGGUACUCACGCGGUUGUCGUCAGUUUACAGGAAAGUCAACCGAACUGGGAAUUGAUAAUCUCCAAAAAGGGGGCAGAGAAAAAGAAAAGAAAAGGAUUGAGCCCAAGCGUUGUGAGGGGCCAAAAAGAGAGAACCGAAGACAAAACCAGACAAAAGAACGAACAGAGUGACUUCCACUCACUCAUACACCGCUACCUCAAUACACAUUGCUAUCAUCCCUAAAAAGCACACACCUCAUCCCUCAACACAAUGGGCGUCACCGGCACAGUCAAGUACAUUUUCCACCUCCCGACUCGCACCAAACACCUCGCCCGCUCACCGUCCUCCUCCUCCACGCCCCGGAAAGAAAAAGCCACCGAAUACAUCAAAAGUUCCUCGAUCCAAGUGACGUUGAAGAGUCCCAGCGAUGUUGACCAUCCCCGGACUCGCCACGGAGCGGUGAGCUUCCAGGAGCUGCAGCCUCCUCCCCACAGCCGCCACUACCGCCAGACUAGCUGCAACCCGAGCAGUAGCGGCACUAGUGGCCGGGGCAGCAGUAGCAGCAAGGGCAAGGUGGCGAUGACGACAGCGGCCAAGAAAGGACGCCCUGCAGCGGUGCGGGCUGUGGGUUGGGCGAAUAUCGUUGGUGAUAGGCCGCGCUGGACGGAGGAGCAGGAGCGCGAGUUGGAAAUUGCGGAGGUUGAACUGCGGAGAUGUCAGAAGGCGUGGAGUUCCGAACAGGAGGUUUGGUUGGCUCGUAUUGAAGCCCUGAAUGAGGAAAAAGAAGCCCACGAGGAAUUCCUCCACAAUCGCGCCAGACAAUCAGAUGACGAGCAGCAAAUUUUCCGCAAGGUAUGGAGUCAGCGCAAGUCAUGCGACGACCCGCUGCAACGACAACCGUCGCAGCGGUUUCGUCGGCUCCGACGCUCGCAGGAUGGAGACGACGAGGAGGAGGAUCCCAUGGCGCUGGCGAAAUGGGGUGGGGCUGGUGGAUUGCGGCGGUUCAGGAGGACGUGGUAAUGGCUUCAUAAUGAC
Aspergillus campestris IBT 28561 is the source of this 1063-nucleotide messenger RNA. RefSeq lists its product as uncharacterized. NCBI's taxonomy places the organism in Eukaryota, Fungi, Ascomycota, Eurotiomycetes, Eurotiales, Aspergillaceae. The coding region runs from base 299 to 1048 and encodes 249 amino acids. The transcript has 2 exons. The record is from RefSeq and is a predicted model, not a curated record.